Vanessa atalanta (red admiral) is the source of this 4349-nucleotide messenger RNA. RefSeq names its product non-lysosomal glucosylceramidase. Gene Ontology annotation, molecular function: beta-glucosidase activity; glucosylceramidase activity. The transcript is spliced from 16 exons. Bases 213 to 3047 code for a protein of 944 amino acids. Gene Ontology annotation, cellular component: membrane. Lineage: Eukaryota; Metazoa; Arthropoda; Insecta; Lepidoptera; Nymphalidae. The record is from RefSeq and is a predicted model, not a curated record. Gene Ontology annotation, biological process: carbohydrate metabolic process; glucosylceramide catabolic process.
AACUUCAGUCUUCAUACUCAGUUCUGUUGACUGUUCAUUCAUGUAAUUUUAGUUGUGAAUUCUUUAUAGUUUCUCUUCAGUGAAUCGUUUGCCUUGUAUUAAAUAUAUAUAUAUAUAUAUAUAUUUAGUAUAUUAAAAAAUAAAAUCGAGUGAUCGACAGUCACCGGGUACCAAUAUACUUCAAUACUAUGCUCUAAUUUUUUAUUAUAAAAAUGGAUAAAGAAAUUGUAGGUAAUGUGACUAUGGAUGAACCUCCAAAGUAUGGCCUGAAAUUUGCAUUAAAUCAUGAAUUUCCUCUUAAAAGCAAACAACUUAUUAUACCAAGACCAAAACAAAUUUUUGAAAUGAUGCCUUUAACAACAAGGUACCUUAAAUACUAUUUAGCUCGAAAAAUGCAAAAACGGAAGCCAAUAAUGGAUUACAUUCAUAUGAUAUCUGCACAAAGAAUGUAUGGUUGUCCAAUUGGAGGCAUUGGUGGUGGUACCAUUGGCAGAGGAUUUAAAGGGGAAUUCUGCCGCUUCCAACUUUAUCCUGGCAUUUAUGAAUAUGUCACAGUACCAGAAUGUCAAUUUAUUGUAAAUAUUAGGAAUGCAAAGAGAGAGACCAUAUUUCAGUCAGUUUUAUCUACCUACAACAAACCAAAGAAAGUACUUCAAUCAUGGGAAUGGAAAAUUAAUGGCUCAGAUUGUGAAUAUACAGCUUUAUAUCCAAGAGCUUGGACCACUUAUGAUCUCUCAAAAUAUGGAAUUAAAUUAGUUUGUCGUCAAAUAUCGCCAGUGAUACCUCACAAUUAUAAGGACAGUAGUUUGCCGUGUGCUGUUUUUGUAUUUUCAGCUCAAAAUGUAUGUAAUGAACAAAGAGAUGUUAGUAUUACCUUUACUUGGACUGAAGUUCUGGGAGAACCUAAAAAGAAAAAAGCAACAGGUAAAUUAGACUUGGAAAGAUAUUCCGAGGAAAAUACGUGCGGAGUGACUUUGGAACAGAGAAUAGUUGACCAACCGUGCACAUUCACAAUAGCUAAAAAUAAACAAGAAAAUGAAACAAUCCAUGAAGGUUACUGUCUUUGGAAUUCUGCAAAAACAUCUGGCUACGUAUGGGAAUGCUUAAAGAAACACGGAAAAUUAGAGCCGGAUCCGAGUCAGACGCCGUCUCCUCCAAAAACUGACGGUAAAAAAGAGAGCAAGGAGAAAACGAAAAAGGUUUACAAAAAUGACUCCAUAGGAUUGUCAAGUGUAAUAUCUUUAGAGCCGGGAGGAUGCGGUUCAACCGAAUUUUGUCUUGUAUGGGAUAUGCCUGUUAUUAAAUACAAAAAAGAUUGUAAAAUACAUAAAAGAUAUUAUACAAAAUAUUUUGGCAGUGAUGGCAUAGCUGGUGCCAGUAUAGCGGCCUAUGCGCUUAGGAAUUAUAAAAAUUGGGAACAGCAACUCGCAGAAUGGCAAGAGCCCAUAUUAAAUAACAGCAAUGUACCCGAUUGGUUAAAAAGUGCCUUAAUGAAUGAGCUUUACUUCGUCGCAGACGGUGGAACGAUUUGGUUUGACGUCCCCGACGAGUUUCCUGAGACUGACCCUCGCCAUGAAUUUGGUGUAUUCGGUUACUUAGAAGGACACGAAUAUAGGAUGUAUAACACUUAUGAUGUUCAUUUUUAUGCAUCUUUUGCACUCGCACAGCUGUGGCCUAAUUUACAAGUCGUUUUACAAUAUAUGUUCCGUGACUCGAUAGCAGUAGAAACGACCAAACACAGGCAGUCGUUAUACGACGGAAAAUCUUGUAAGUUCAAAAUUAAAGACUCCAUACCGCACGAUCUAGGCGACCCGGAGGGCAUACCGUUCACUCAAAUAAACGCCUACAACAUCCACGACGUGUCCGAAUGGCGGGACCUGAACCUCAAGUUCAUCCUGCAAGUGAUGCGCGACCACCGCCUGCUGCGCGCCUACAGCGCGCCCUUCGGCGACGAGCGCUGCCGCUCGCUGGCCUUCAUCGACGACGUGCGCGACGGCACCGAGGACGACCUGUACUCGCGCGCCACGGGGCAGGCCGACGACGCCGACCACUCGCCGCCGCCCCGCUCGCCGGCCGCGCCGCCCGGCCCGGGCGAGCCGGCCGCGCCCGACCGGCCCGCCGGCGUGGCCGACAUCCUCGACCUGCUGUACCGCAGCUCCGAGGCCGUGGAGGAGGGCGGCGAGGCGCUGGAGCCGCGCGAGGCGCCGGCCGCCGUGUGGGAUUGCCGCCGCUACCUGGCAGACAUGUACCCCGCCUGCGCCGCGCUGCUGCGCCGCGUCGCGCUCUGGGACGAGGACGGCGACGGCCUCAUCGAGAACGGUGGCUUCCCGGACCAGACCUACGACGCGUGGAUAAUGACCGGUCCGAGCGCCUAUUGCGGUGGAUUGUGGGUGGCGGCGUUGAGCGUGGUCCAGACGAUGGCGAGGCUACUCGGCUUCGAGGAAGACGAGCGAGAGUUCUCGAAGUUACUGGAGCAGGCGCGGGCCUCCUACGAAAAAAAACUUUGGAACGGCUCCUACUAUCGAUUCGAUACGAAGCCCUGUAACUCUGAAGUAGUUAUGGCCGAUCAGCUAGCCGGACAUUGGUUCCUUCGAGCAUCCGGUUGGACUGACCCAAUAUUCCCUGAAGCGAACGUUAAGAAAGCUUUGCAUACGAUAUACGAGAACAACGUACUUCGUUUUUUGAAUGGUCGAAUGGGUGCUGUAAACGGCUUCGUGGGCGGAGCACGAGGUCACAUUGACACUACCGCCAUACAGAGCGAGGAGGUGUGGACCGGAGUUACAUACGGAUUAGCUUCCCUCAUGAUUUAUGAAGGUAUGCACGAGCAAGCAUUUGUAACCGCUGGCGGAUUACAGAGCACCUUAGUAAAAAUGGGAUUAUCAUUUGAAACUCCUGAAGCAUUGUAUGAGAAUGGAAACCAUCGUUCAAUAGCGUACAUGCGACCUCUAGCUAUAUGGGCGAUGUAUCAAGCUAUAUUGACGAGGCCUUGCCCAAUAGUUCCUAUUACUAACGGUCAAGCACUACACCCAAAAGAAAAUAAUUUAUAGUGUUAGCGAAAAUUUGAUUUGCAUCGCAAAAAGAGGACACAUAUAGAGUUUUUAAAUUUUAACAUCAAGAAUAUAAUUGUGCCAAGUGGUUCAGUUUCAUGUAAAAAAAAUAUUUUGUUAAAACAUUGUAUAUUGUCUUGAAGAUCCUGUGAGAUAUUUAAACAAUGAAAUUGCCUUAUAAUUUUAAAAAAAGACGCUUAAUAGCAUUAUGUCAAAUUAGGGUUUUUGACGUCUUGGACGAAUUAAUAUGUAUGUACACAGUAUUUCCAAUCGCGAAAAAAAUUGUAUUAAUUUUGUUUUGCCAUACAAAGACAAAAAAAAUUGCUCUAAAAAAUGUCAUGGCAAGUAUGAACUGCACAAAAUAUAAUUUAUAUAUUUAUUUCGAAUAAUAAGAUUAAAUUUACCAUUUAAAGAUCAUACUUGAAACAAAAUUUCACUUACUACUUUGUUUACAGAACUUAUUGAUAAUAAUCAUCAAUCAGGUUAACCAACAGAUUAAAAAAAAUAUUUUUUUUACUUUAUUAAGAGUUAAUUUAUAAUAAUUGCAGUAUUCCUACAUCAUAUUAGAUAUAUUUUUUGAAUUAUUGAUAAUUUCUAUUAUUUUUAGAUAACAAAAUGAAAGUAACUUAAAAUUGCUAUCACGGAAUCUAAACAGGUUGGAAAUUAAAUUAAUCUCAAUCUGUUUAUUAUUACUUAAAGAUUUUGUUUGCUUAGGUUAUAGCUUUUUUAACCGAGUACAGUGUAGCCACGCACAAUAUUGUAUGUUUACACAUGACAACAUCGUGCUAGAUAUAAGUAGUCCGGUAAAUAUUAGUAUUUGAAAAUAUAUCUUUAGUUUUGUAUCUUUGUUGUGUAUGUGAUUUUUAUUUCUUCCUCAUGUAUACAUUUGGAAGUUGUUUUCAUUUAAAUAAAAAUCCUUUAAUGAUAGUUCUAAAAGACAACAUAAGAUAUUAUAUAAAUAGAAAAAAAUAAUAUUAAUGAAUAAAAUAAUAUAUUGUUUCAGCGAUUUGUUUUAACUUUUAUGUUUAUUAUCAUUACUUUGAAUAUAUUUUAGUUGUAAUUCGAUGUGCAAUAGAUGAUGAACAUCAUAACUAUAUGCCAAAGAUAUAAAUGUAAUUUAUUGCAUAUUGAGUCUUUAAAAUGUAAUUAUAUGUUUUUAAUAUUUAAAGUUAAAGAGAACUGAGGACAAUUACUAAGUAUUAUUACAUUUAUAUUAGUAAAAUUUAUAUUGAUGCUGGACCCUGUAACAAUGAUUAUUGCCACUAGAGUAAAAUAGGUAUAUAUUUAAUUAAGUGGAUUUGA